This is a messenger RNA of Fusarium redolens, 3972 nucleotides long. RefSeq names its product P-loop containing nucleoside triphosphate hydrolase protein. Lineage: Eukaryota; Fungi; Ascomycota; Sordariomycetes; Hypocreales; Nectriaceae. The coding region runs from base 1 to 3972 and encodes 1323 amino acids. Gene Ontology annotation, molecular function: ABC-type transporter activity; ATP binding; ATP hydrolysis activity. The transcript has 2 exons. The record is from RefSeq and is a predicted model, not a curated record. Gene Ontology annotation, cellular component: membrane.
AUGUCGCAUCAUGAUCCCGACGUUGAGAAAAUGGACAGAACCAGCUCGCCUGAUCUUUCGAUAGAUCAUGGCAUUCAUCAUCUUUCUGGAGGCCAUCUUUCUCUUGACGAUGUGCAAGCCGUUCAUGUUCAACUUCACAGCUUGGCCGUAUCGGUUGAUACAGCACCAUCAUGGCUUGCACCCUCAACAUACGGAGAUUUGUUCUCGUCAAAGUUCAGCACCGCUCCAAAGAUGAAGCCCUUACUUAACGCUGUAAACGCCGAUCUUCAACCUGGAACGUUGACAGCUAUCAUUGGAGGUAGUGGCUCGGGAAAGACGACGUUGCUCAACACAGUCGCUGAAAGAGUUCUGAGCUCGAGAUUGAGUCAAGAGGGUGUUGCGACGUUUAAUGGGAAAGUUGGAGUUCACAAUGUUCGAGCUGCAUAUGUUAUGCAGCAGGAUAUUCUGCUACCGACGCUUACUGUUAGGGAAACGUUGAGAUACUCGGCUGAUCUGCGAUUACCGCCGUCGACGACCGCUGAAGAACGGCAUAGAGUUGUUGAAGAGGUUAUUCUUGAACUUGGACUGAAGGAAUGCGCUGAUACACGGAUUGGUAACUCGCAGCAUCACGGAUGUUCAGGUGGCGAGAAGCGACGAACGAGUAUUGGUGUUCAACUCCUCGCCAACCCGUCAGUUCUCUUCCUCGACGAGCCGACUACCGGUCUUGAUGCGACGAGUGCAUACCAACUUGUGCGAACACUCAAGACACUUGCGCAAAAGGGGCGCACGAUCAUAACGACGAUUCAUCAGCCUCGUUCUGAAAUCUGGGAUCUUUUCGAUAACCUCAUCGUUUUAACAAAAGGUAGCCCUGUCUUCUCGGGUGCAAUCAAAGAUGCUGUUCCUUGGUUCGCAGAUCUAGGUUUUCAACUCCCGCCUUUUGUUAAUCCCGCUGAGUUCAUCAUCGACAUUGCGGCCGUUGAUAAUCGUACUCCCGAGUUGGAACAAGAAACGUCUGCGAAAGUUGAGCAGUUAAAGAGUGCUUGGAAUCAAGAAACCCAAAAGCGGCAUCCCCCCCUUAAUCCUGUUGAUGUUGGCGAUGGGAAGAAGAAGAAGAAGGACAAGAAGGCGGAAGAGCAUGCUGGUUUUGUGCGACAACUCACUGUUCUCACCGAUCGUACUCUCAAAGUCACAUAUCGUGAUCCUCUCGGUAUGGCAGCUACACUCACCGAGGCUAUCUUUAUGGGACUUGUGUGUGGAUACUUAUUCUUCGAUCUCGGUCGUGACCAAGCUGGCAUUCGAUCUCGUCAGGGUGGAUUAUACACAGCUGCCGGUCUACAGGGCUAUCUCAUCCUGAUCUUCGAGGUCUACCGUAUGACAUUCGACAUUCCCACUUUCGAUCGCGAGAACUCAGAAGGAUGCGUCAAUGCCCUACCCUUUGUUCUCUCACGACGAAUCGCACGGAUGGUCACAGAAGAUGUCGCUGCGCCAUUUCUCUUCUCGGUUAUUUUUUACUUCAUGGCCGGUUUUGAUCGUGAUGUUGAAAAGUUCUUUACCUUCUUUGCGAUCACUCUUCUGAACCAGUACAUUGCUGUUACGUGUGCCAUGACAUGUGUUGCUACGGUUAGACAUUUUGCUGGAGCGAGUGUGAUAGCAAAUCUGGUUUUUACGCUGCAGAGUAUGGCUUGUGGAAUGUUCAUCAAUGUCAAUAGUCUUCCUGUCUAUGUUCGAUGGCUCAAGUGGCUUACUUACACGUUCUACGUCUUUAGCGCGUACUGCGGAAACGAGUUCGAAGGAAGCUUCUACGAUUGUCCCUUCGGCGACGACUCCGACCCGCGAUGUAAACAGUACACGGGCUCAUAUGUAAUGGCGUCUCUCGGUUUCCCGAAAGACUGGGUUGCGAAACCUAUCCUCGUAUGCCUUGCCUUCGUCAUCUUUUUUGUGGUACUAUCAGUCAUCGGCCUACAUAUUCUCAAAGUCGAGAUGACGAUUGCUCGCGCUCGAGUUUCGGAUACCGAUCUUUCGGCUGGAAAGGAAAAGAUGACUGCACGAUCUGUUGCCGACGUUCGAGCUAUCGAUCUAGAACUCAACCAAUUCUCGCUCGCUUUGGAUAAGAGAACACAACUCGGGAAAAGGUUACCAGCAAAGACGAUUUUGAACCCUGUUAAUGCGACGUUCAACGCUGGAGUUCUUAAUGUGAUCAUGGGUCCCUCGGGAAGUGGAAAGACAUCACUUCUCAACUCAAUGGCUUUGAGGCUGCGGAAUUCAGUGGGGACUAAGUAUCGACCUGCCGGAAAACUUACGUUCAACGGCGCUGUUCCUUCAGAUUCUGUCAUUCGAUCGGUUUGUUCUUAUGUCUGUCAAGAUGAUGAUGCGUUACUGCCAUCGCUUACGGUUCGUGAGACACUUCGCUUUGCUGCUGGGCUUCGUCUACCGUCGUUCAUGAGUAAAGAGGAGAAGAACCGUAGGGCAGAAGAUGUACUGUUGAAGAUGGGCUUAAAGGAUUGCGCCGAUAAUCUCAUUGGUGGUGAACUCGUCAAGGGUAUUUCUGGAGGAGAGAAACGACGAGUUUCUAUCGCAGUGCAGGUUCUCACUGAUCCUCGUAUUCUUCUUUUGGAUGAACCGACUUCUGGUUUGGACGCUUUCACUGCGAAUUCUAUCAUGGAAGUCCUUCAAGGUCUCGCCAACGAAGGUCGUACUCUCAUCCUUACAAUCCAUCAAGCUCGAUCGGAUCUGUUCAGAGAGUUUGGAAACGUAUUACUUUUGGCAAGAGGUGGUUCGCAGGUUUACUCUGGUCCUGGAAAGGAUAUGCUUGGAUAUCUUGCGCGUCAUGGAUACGAGUGUCCAACACAUACCAACCCAGCUGACUUUGCACUCGAUAUGAUCACUAUCGAUCUUCAACAGGAAGGAAGAGAGUUGGAGUCUCGAAAGCGAGUACAGAAUCUCAUUGAUCAUUGGAAAGAAGAGAGUUCAUCUACAAACGAAAAGCCUGCUGGUACUCGGGAUGAAGGCAUCAAAGAUACCCCUGAGCAGCACAACAGCCAGAACACAACACAACGCCGCUCCUUCAACAAAGCCAACCUCUCAACCCCCGCCGAACUUGGCGCCCUCAUCCGCAAACGCGCCCCCAUAACAACAUCCCUCCCCCUCCUCCUCCACCGCGCCACAAUAAACACCUACCGCCAACCCGAGCUCAUCGUCGCCCGUCUCAUGCAAGUAAUCGGCCUCGCCCUCGUCCUCGCACUAUUCUUCGCCCCAUUCGACAAUGAUUACUACUCCGUCCAAAACAGAAUGGGUUUUGUUCAGGAGAUUGGUGCGUUUUACUUUGUGGGCAUGUUGCAGAACACAGCGAUUUAUCCGAAUGAACGGGAUGUGUUUUAUAGAGAGGAUGAUGAUGGGGUUUAUAGUGUGCAUGCGUUUUUGGCGGCGUAUACGAUUCUGGAGGUGCCGUUUGAGAUUAUAAGUUGUAUGAUCUUUGGUGUUUUGGGGGUUAUAGCUGUUGAUCUUCCACGGACUGCGACGCUGUACUUUGUUUCGGUGUUUGCUUGUUUUGGAAUCGUAUCAUGCGGUGAAUCUUUGGGCAUCAUGUUCAACACACUCUUCGGCCACACCGGUUUCGCCGUCAACAUCAUGGGCGUCUUCCUCGCGCUGGCUAACACGAUGGCUGGUAUUCUCUCCAUCGACAUGCCGGAGCUCUUCAAAGCCUUCAACUACCUCUCCCCUAUUCGAUACGGCACACGAGCUGUAGCGCCAUACUCACUGCGAGAUAUUACGUUUACAUGUAAUGACGAGCAGAGAUUGCAGAAUGGAAAGUGUCCGAUUGAGACGGGGCAGCAGGUGUUGGAGCUGUAUAACUUUGAUGUUGAUCCUGUUGUUAACGUGGCGUGUUUGGCGGCUUGUGUGGUGGUGUAUAGGUUGCUUGCCUGGGGGUUGUUGAAGAUUGCUAGGACGCAUUGGAAGGGGAGGAAGAAGAGUGAUGAGAGUGUGAGGGGAUAG